This is a messenger RNA of Otolemur garnettii (small-eared galago), 1935 nucleotides long. It is a transcript of the gene CEP72, whose product is annotated as centrosomal protein 72. Gene Ontology annotation, biological process: spindle organization; regulation of protein localization to centrosome; centriole replication. Gene Ontology annotation, cellular component: centriolar satellite. The record is from RefSeq and is a predicted model, not a curated record. Bases 7 to 1935 code for a protein of 642 amino acids. Gene Ontology annotation, molecular function: protein binding. NCBI's taxonomy places the organism in Eukaryota, Metazoa, Chordata, Mammalia, Primates, Galagidae. The transcript is spliced from 12 exons.
GAAAACAUGGCGCCAGCGGGCCUGAGACUGGUGCUUAGCGAGGAGACGGUCCGGGCAAAGAGCGGCCUGGCGCCUCACCACGACCUGGCUGAGCUUCAAUCUUUAUCUAUUCCUGGAACUUACCAAGAGAAGAUUACUCACCUAGGAAAUUCUUUGAUGAAUUUAUCAGGUCUGAAAUCUUUAGAUCUUUCACGCAACUCCUUGGUUAGUCUAGAGGGCAUCCAGUACCUGACUGCGCUGGAAAGUCUCAACCUUUACUACAACUGUAUCUCCUCAUUGGCAGAAGUCUUCCGGCUCCACCCCCUGACUGAACUUGCAGACGUGGACUUCCGCCUGAACCCCGUUGUGAAGAAUGAGUCCGACUACCGCCUGUUCAUCGUGCACAUGCUCCCCAAACUCCGACAGCUGGAUGACCGUCCUGUGAGAGCCAGUGAGAGGAAGGCUUCCCGUCUGCAUUUUGCCUCGGAGGACUCACCUGGCUCAGAGGAGAGCGUCCCUACUGCUUUGACAGUUGGAAGACCUCGCCAUUCCAGAACUACGUGCCCUGAUGCCUUGGCCAGGAAGUGCGCAGUCAUGGACGCAGAGGAUGAGGCAGUCCUGAACCUCAUUGCCGAGUGCGAGUGGGACUUAAGCAAUCCUCCUGGUAGCACAAGCUCGGGCCAGAAGGAGCAUGAGGCCGAUGUGCAGGGCUCCCAAGAAUCCAGGCAUCUACCGAGCCCUCGAUCCAUCCGGCACCAGUGUGGGGACAAUGCUCAGCAGGGCCUGGAGAAGAAGGGCCGCCCCCGAGGUUGCUGUGCUGAAAGGCAGCUCCAGAGACAGCGCUGUGGGGAGCUGCCCCUGUUGUGUGGUGCAGUGCCAGGUGCUCACUGUACUUGUGGGCCACAUACCCACCUUACCCCCCACUCAGACUCAGUGGACAUUGAGGACUCAGCCUCAUCUUCACAGAAAUCAAGUGUGUCCAUACGGAAAGUGCUACACCCUUUGCCUGGCUGUGAAAAGUAUAGGAAGCGAAGAAUGCCUGGUGGGAAGUUCCAGGAGCCCUCAGAUCAGGAACAUCUGCGCUGCCUGGAGACUGAUGGGCUGUCCAGCACCAGGGAGAGUCUUAAUAGACAGAAUGGCUCAGAAGGCAGGAGCGAGAGGACCUUCUCAUCAGGAACAGGAGAGCAGCGGUGUCAGGGCAUGGCCAAUGCCAGGGAGUUAUCUCCCAAAUCGCGCCCUGUCGCUGUGCCUGGGGAGAAGGCUGCCCGGGAUGAGGCGUUCCUGGGGGCGCUCCUAGACCUAGUAGACAAGCACUGGGGUGGCUGCAGAUCACUGCACAAUAACACCGUUUUCCUUGCUCAGGCAAGACACAUUUUGUCAUCUGUGCAAGAGUUUACAGUGGCUCCAGACAGCUCCAGGGCUGUGGGUGGGGAAACCAGCCACCUGGCUGUGGAGAACGAGGCCCUGCACAGCCGCCUGGCGGAGCUGCAGCAGCAGCACAGUGCACAGAUGGGCGCUAUGACAGCGGAGCUCAGCCACACACACAAGGAGAUGGGUGACUUGAGACAACAUUUAGGCAAAUCUUUGGAGGAGAAUAGUAGCUUGAAAUCUCUUUUGUUCAGCAUGAAAAAAGAAGUAAAAAAUGCAGAUGCUUCAGCUACAUUAAGUUUGCAGAUCACUGGACUUCAAACAAGUGUAAAGAGGCUCUCUGGUGAGAUUGUGGAGUUGAAGCAGCAUCUGGAGCACUACGACAAGAUCCAGGAGCUCACUCAGAUGCUGCAGGAAAGCCACAGCUCCCUGGUCGGCACCAACGAGCACCUGCUGCAGGAGCUGAGCCAGGCGCGGGCACAGCACAGGGCAGAGGUGGAGCAGAUGCACUGGAGCUUCCAGGAGCUCAAGAAGACUGUGGCCCUGCGUCCCCACGAUGGUGCUGGCCGUGGCAGCUGCCUGUCCUGA